Gigantopelta aegis is the source of this 7027-nucleotide messenger RNA. Its product is annotated as short transient receptor potential channel 4-like. Gene Ontology annotation, cellular component: membrane; cation channel complex. The transcript has 11 exons. The coding region runs from base 8 to 3253 and encodes 1081 amino acids. Gene Ontology annotation, molecular function: store-operated calcium channel activity; protein binding; inositol 1,4,5 trisphosphate binding. Gene Ontology annotation, biological process: manganese ion transport; regulation of cytosolic calcium ion concentration; calcium ion transmembrane transport. The record is from RefSeq and is a predicted model, not a curated record. Lineage: Eukaryota; Metazoa; Mollusca; Gastropoda; Neomphalida; Peltospiridae.
UCCAACCAUGGACAAGGUGUAUAUGCAAUACAAGCAGUCGCUGAGCAAUGCCAACAAAAUGAUGGAUGAACUCGGGGUAGACGCUGACGGUGACAGUUUCGGGAUGGGCAUCAUUCGCAAGGAACAGGACCUCAGCAAUGAGGAGAAGCAGUACCUGCUCGCUGUGGAGCGUGGGGAUGUCCCGAGCACUCGCAAUGUCCUCAACAACCUGGCCGUCAACAGGAUCAACAUCAACUGUGUCGACCCGCUGGGCAGGACAGCACUGCUCAUCGCCAUAGAGAACGAAAAUAUUGAGAUGAUAGAACUCUUGUUGUCCUACAAUGUCGAGGUGGGCGAUGCCUUGUUGCACGCCAUUAAUGAACAGAACGUUGAAGCUGUGGAGUUGUUGCUGAAUCACGAAGUCGCACUCAAAGGAGAAGAGGCCUUGCACUCAACAGAAAGUGUUCCAUCCAGCUCGUUCACCCCGGACAUCACGCCCAUCAUUCUGGCUGGACACCGAGACAAUUAUGAAAUCAUCCAGAUCCUUCUCAACCGAGGAUACCGUAUUCCGAAGCCCCACAAUGUGCGGUGCGACUGCGACGACUGCGUCCGCGGCAUGGAGGACGACAGCCUGCGACACAGUCGGUCGCGGAUCAACGCCUACAAAGCCUUAGCCAGCCCGUCACUGAUUGCUCUGUCCAGUAAGGACCCCAUUUUGACUUCGUUUGAACUCAGCCGCGAGUUGAAGACUUUGAGCAGGCUGGAAAAUGAGUUCAAAGUGGAUUACGAGAAACUUGCUCAAAAGUGCCAGGACUUCGCUGUGGAUUUGCUGGAACAGACUCGUGGCUCCCGGGAACUUCAAAUCAUACUCAAUCACGACACGUCAGCAGCGGUGGCCAAUGAGAAGGGAGCAGAGAAAACGAAACUUAGUCGGUUAAAGUUGGCCAUCAAAUACAAGCAGAAAAAGUUUGUGGCUCACCCGAACUGUCAGCAGCUUCUUGCCUCUCUGUGGUACGAGGGUUUGCCUGGAUUCCGGCGUCGGAACAUCCUCACCAAGUUGCUCAUCACUCAGACCAUUGGAAUCAUGUUUCCUUUCCUCUCAGUCGUGUAUCUCAUUGCUCCUAAGUGUGCAUUUGGAAAUAUUAUACGCAAGCCCUUUAUCAAGUUCAUCGUCCACAGUACAUCAUACCUUGUGUUUCUAUUUUUAUUAGUGUUGGUGUCACAAAGAGUUGAGCUGCCGACAUUCUACCCAGAAGAGGAGGCGAGGCGAGUGGCUGGGUCCGAUGUUUCAUCUGAAUUACGUGGAGCACCCGCUUCAACUGUUGAAAUGUUUAUCUUGGCCUAUGUUGCUGGUUUGAUGUGGACUGAGAUUAAACAGCUAUGGAACAGUGGAGCUAAGGAAUAUAUCUAUGAUAUGUGGAAUAUUUUAGACUUUGUCACCAACUCGUUAUACGUAGCUACAUUCACACUCAGGCUUAUGGCCUGGGUACAGGUUAAGCAUGAGCGGGACCGAGAGGACCCACGGGCCGAACUACAGAGAAAGGACUGGGACGCGUACGACCCAAACCUCAUCUCGGAGGCGCUGUUUGCCGCAGCCAAUAUCUUCAGUUCUCUCAAGCUGAUCUACAUAUUCACGGUGAAUCCCCACUUGGGGCCGCUGCAGAUCUCCCUGGGCAGGAUGAUAAUGGACAUAAUGAAGUUUGGCUGCGUCUAUCUCAUCGUGCUCGUUUCCUUCGCGUCAGGGCUCAAUCAUCUCUACUGGUACUAUGCAACUGUACGCAAGGACGAGUGUGAAGCGGGAACCGAGGAGUCGUGUGAGAGAAAAUACAAGAGUUUUGCAAAUUUGUUUGAAAUUUCUCAGAGUUUAUACUGGUCAAUCUAUGGCCUGGUUGAUCUGGAGUCAGCUGAAUUGCGACCUCGGUUUAAACAUGAGUUUACAGAAUUCAUUGGAAAACUCAUGUUCGGCACUUACAGCUGGAUCGCUUUUGUGGUUCUCCUUAACAUGUUAAUAGCAAUGAUGAGCAAUUCGUAUCAGAUAAUAUAUAGCCAAGCUGAUGAAGAAUGGAAAUUUGCACGUUCCAAACUGUGGAUCAGCUACUUUGAGGAAAGUGGAACAUUACCUCCACCUUUCAAUAUCAUUCCCAGUCCAAAGACAUUUUAUUAUGUUUUGUUGUGGUUCAAAAACAAACUUUGUGCCUGCUCCAAAAAACAAAAACGAAGUCGAUGGCAAAGUAUAAAGAAAAUUGUCAAGAAAAUAAAUGAAAAGGAACUAAACUACCAGGUUGUGAUGCGAGAUCUAGUGAAGCGCUAUAUCAUGCAGAAACAGCGCAGCCCCGACCACGGGGAUGGCGUCACCGAGGACGACAUUAAUGAACUGAAGCAGGACAUCUCAUCGUUCCGCUUUGAGCUUCUCGAGAUCCUCCGCAGCAACGGGAUGAAGACUCCCAACCCGAACCAGCAGAAACCGACAAAUCGCAGACUAUCCCGAAAGCGGAGUCUUAUGUCUCUGGAUCGGAUCAAGAGAUCUUUAUCUAUGGAACCCCUGCAUGAGUUGUCGACCACACAGGGAAACAAACCCUGGAAGUCGAGUUCCCUAAAGAUGGACACACUGAGUGUGGACAGGGCCUUCAUUGCAUCCACCGUACCUCGAGUGGAAGUCACCAAUAACACGGCCAUUAUUAGAGAAUCAAUUCCCGAGGAAAUGGAACGUAAGAGGAGAGAGUCCAUGAAGGCCGCCGACCUUGCAGAAGAAUUUGAUAGAAAACGAAGAGAAUCCAUUAAGACGGAAGACCUGGAGAAAAAACGAAGGGAAUCCACAAAACCUGACCUAGCUGAACUGUUGCUGAAGCCAGCUGAUGCUGCGCGAAACGCAUCAUCGCAUCAGGAAACCAAGGCCGAUCCCAACACCAGCGAAUUUCAGGUCUGGGAGGAGAGACCUCGUUUAGUGAACGAGAUAGCACAGUCAGCGGUGGAUAGGCCUAACUCGACGGAAAGCAGUGGAUCACACAAAAAGGAUGAGGGUUUGGGCGAGUCAUUCGACCAGUAUUCAGAACUCAGUGAUUCAUUAUCACGUAAUGGUAACCAUGCAACCGGCAGUGAAAGCACAGUCAGCGACAGGUUCAAAGCAGGCGCGUCCACGCCCUCUCUAAGUACAGGCAAUGGCAGUGAGGUAAAGGCGGGGUCUUCCUCCUCGCCCUCUCUUCAAUCGGUCAACGAAUCGCCAGUUGAUGUCCUUGCCAGCAUUUGCUCAAGCAAAAGAGUCACUUUUAUGUGACUGUCGACCUUGUGAUAUUGGAAAAACAUAGUUGUCCCGUUUACUGAACUUUAAACAUAAAUUGGAAUUUAAGAGAUUUUAAUGACGAAUGAAACAGUGGAAUUAGGGUACCUUUACAACACAGAAAAACAGUACAUGUUAUGAAUUAAUCUGAAAAAGAAAAGCAUAAAUAUUAUUUAUUACAAAUACAUUUUGAAACUUAAUUGAAACUGAAUCACAAUAUGUAAGUUAUAUCUACAUACACAUAUGAAGAAGUGGAUAUUAAAAUACACACGCACGCACGCAAGCUCGCGCGCGCGCACACACACACAUGUUAAAAAUACAAUUUCCAAAUAUUUCUUAAAUUCCAGUAUUAAAAGGUUUCACUAAAUGGCAAUUAUAUUGAUGAGUAUGCCUUAAGCUUGUUAUUUGUUUGCAAAUUUUGUUAACUUGUUCAUUGAGGACCAUUUCUAGUGCUCUUGGUGGCAGGCCGGCCGGCCGGCGUGAAGCACACCUUGGCAAACACUUUGUUGUCUUUGUGAAAUGUGAUUUGAUUGUAUGUCUUUUCAAGAACUCCUCUUAAACAUUUGUUUGAUUUAUACGCACAUGAUGUCACAUGGUUUAGUUACAUCAAGUCAUAGACAAUAUAUCAUUGUGGCAUUUGGUUUGGUUAAACUCAAGCCAUAGUACAUUUUUGUUUAGUUUAUAUCAAGUUAUAGACGGUAUAUUACUGUGGACAUUUGGUUAAUUUAACACCAAUCCACCUGUUUUAGUUGACAUCAAGUCAAAGAGUAUAUCAAUGUGGGUUCGUGGUUUCAUUAACAUUAAAUUCUAGACGGUGUAUAUUUGUGAGUCCUUUGUUUAGUUAACAUCAAGCCAUAGGCAAUGGCAGAACCAUAACUAAUUUAUGUAUCAAUAUGUGCACUAUGACUACGUUAACACAAAGUCAUAGACAAUAUAUUAUUCUGGGUACUUGUUUUAGUUAAUAUCAAACCACAGACAAUGUGGUUACAUGGGUUAAUCGACAGAACCAUAGACAAUGUAUCAGUGUGUGCACUUGAUUAAGUUAACACGGAACUACCGACAAUAAAGCAAUGUGUGCACUUGGUUUAUGUAACAUAAAAACAUCAUGUCAUAUAAAAUGUAUCAUUGUGGACAAUUGGUUUAGUUAACACCAUGUCAUAGACAUUUCUUACACACUUGUAUGUGAGAUGGCCCAUUGUACAUCAAUUUUGUCUCAAAUAUAUCUUGGAGAUCGCUUCCAAGGUUUGUGUUAGCGGUUCCGAGGUCAUGACCCAAGUGUCUUUAGUAAUCAUAAAUGUAUGAUAUAAUUUUAGUAUGUCAUAUGAAUCUAUGAUGUCAUUAACUUGUACACUUUCAACUUAAUGUUCAAGGCUCAAUUUCACAAAACAUCGUAAGCCUAGUUUUUCACAUAAACGUAAAUCUACGACUAAACCACAAUUCGUAUUAUUAAUUGUAUAUUUGUUCAUAGUUUGAAUUACACAUAUUUUAUAUUGUUUUGUCCUUAAAAUGCUCCAUAUUCAGAAAUUAUGUAAUUUUCUGUGUGAUGUAGAUGCCAAACAUUUCGCCAGUAUAACUGCUACUCACAGACGUAAAUUUGCGAUGUUUUGUGAAAUUGGCUCGUCUUUUGUUCAGUGUUUGUUCAUUAAACUAUAAUAAAACUACUUUUUCAGGGUGUUUAAUAAAUAUAAUAAUACACUCAUGCCCGUUGGAGACGAUUUAUCUUAUAAGUUUUCCAACCGUAUCUAACUCGCUUUCACUUGUUAAAUACAUUUGGCAACCACUCGCAAGAUAAAUCGUCUCCAAUGAGUACUCGUGUAUUAUUUUCUAUAUCAGUGCAUUUGGUUUAGCUAUAGAUACUAUAUUAUUGCGCUUAGUUCAGAUAACACCAAGCAAUAGACAGUGCAUUUGAUUUAAUUACAUUGGGUCAUAGUUAAUAUAUCAGUGUAGACACUUGGUAUUAUUGAAACCUCAGUCUUGCCCACCCAUUAUUUAAUAUAUUGUACUAAUGCACAUUUGCAUAUACAAGCCGGGACGCAAUAUUAAUGCAUUAUGCAACAACACCGAAGAUGGGGCGUCAUAAUAACAAACACAACCUAUUCAAAUGGCCAGAAUUACACAUAUCAAGAGACUGAAGUGGAUAAAUGGCAGAUGAAAGGUAGGGAAUUAAACUAUAGGUGAUCUGUUGAAUAUUAAACAUACUUGAGAUUUUGGACUUCACCAUCAAGCCGCAGCCAAUGUGAUAGUGAGGACAGUAUCUGUUGGUAUAGCUGAUCGAAAUUAGAGACCUGUUGUAAUCCAGCAGACGACCUAAUCUGAAGUUACGUGAUGUGUGCUAUAUUAGCACGAUUAAUAAUCGUUUGGAGCAAAAUAACUGAAGUGAUGGUUUCAACCUGCCUCGCAACCUACGAGGCAUAUCGAAAGAUAUCCGGUCAUUGUGGACUAGCACCAAACAUCGUGUCAAUGGAAGUACACGUUUUAACUGAUGCAAUUUAUAAAGUGGCUGAUUCAAUGAGGCAGUUUACAAAUUGCCUAACAUUUCCAGUCAUGUUGAAUGGAAAAGCAUACCCUUUAUUUGACAAUUGACUAGAAAUUGUAUUCAUGAAAGCUAUAUGUAUAUUUUAUCAUAACUUUAAACAUCUAAUACAAAUAUUUGUUAUAAGAAUACGAAUUCCGUGGAAUUAAACGUGUUGUCUGCCAUAACUAAUUAUUUAAACUCAUACAUACGUUCAUCUUAAAUUGACUGAUUUUGGACAUUGACUCUUAACACACAUUGGUUAGCUGACGUCACAAAGUGUGUGUUAAUGUGACUAUUUCGUUAUCAGUGUAUAUAUAUUGGUUAGCUGACGUCACAGAAUGUGUGUCAAUGUGGACAUUUGCUAUCAAUGUAUAUGCAUUGGUUAGCUGACAUCACAGUGUAUGUUAAUGUGGACAUUUGCCAUCAGUUUGUAUAUAUUGGUUAGCGGACGUCACAGAGAGUGUGUUAAUGUGAACAUUUGUCAUCAGUGUAUAUACAUUGGUUAGCUAACGUCACAUCGUGUGUGUUAUGUGGAUAUUUGCCAUCAGUGUGUAUAUAUAUUGAUUAGCUGACGUCACAGAGUGUGUGUUAGUGUGGACAUUUGCCAUCAGUGUAUGUACAUUGCUUAGCUGACGUCACAGAGUGUGCGUUAAUGUGACUAUUUCGUUAUCAAUGUAUAUACAUUGGUUAGCUGACUCCACAUAAUGUGGUAAUGUAUGCAUUACUGGUGUAUCGGUGUAAAUAGCUGGUUUAGCUGAUGUCCACCAACAUACUGGGUUUCAGUGUGGGAUCAUCAUUAUCGCUGUAUGUUCUAUUCACAAAUCUGAUUUUGAAAACUGGCUGGGUUUACAUAAAUAAGAUGGAACUACUGAAAGAAACGUCGUAUAUAAUAGGUUCUUGAAAACAAUCUUUGAUUGUGGUAUUUGUUUCUGGUUUUAAUGUUUUAGAAACUUUUUUAUUUUAAAAGGUUUUAUUUCAACUGCAAUCAGCUCAUUGUUUUGCAGCAGUGUUAUUUUCAAAUUGUUGCACCUAAUGAUUUUCAUUUAACUAUUAUACCUUCACGUAAAUACGAUGGAACUACGAACAGAAAUUUCUUGAAAAGAAUCUUUGAUUAAAGCACAUUGUCUGGUUUUCAAUUUUGUAGAAACGUUUAUUUAAAAUGUUUUAUUUUGAUUACAAUUAGUUCAUUGUUUUGUAUUGGUGUUAUUUUCAAACUGUCACACCUCUUAAUGACUUUCAUUAAACUGUUAUAUCUG